UUUUGGGAAAACAAAAACCCUCUCAAACCCUCCUCAACUCUAUUCCUCUCCCCCACAAACCUCUCUUUUCCCUCCUCUCUAGUCUCCACUGCCUCCUCCUCCUUCAGCGUUCUAUGUAGUUGUUCCGGCAAAGUACAUAACAUACUUUACCUAUAAUCACUCACAUAUUCUCUCUCUCCUCUAACUUCACCACUCUCUUUGUCACUUAAAACCUUAUAUAUAAACACUCUUAAUUAUCAGUCUGUACUUCUUUCACAACAAUCAUCAAUGGCGACAUCGAAGGAAGCUCAAGCGGUGAAGUACCUCAACACUACUCCUGGACACCGCAACCGCCGCUUUGUGUUCAAAUCAUUUGCACAAAGAAUUGAUGAGCUUGAAAUCGAUGUCUUUCGAAAUCUCGAUACUGUCAAGGCUGAGCCCUCUUCUGGGUCCUCUUUUUUCUUGGAUUGUUUGAUACAAUGGAGGGAGUUAAAUACAGCUGAGGAUUUUAUUUCAUUCUAUGAAGAAAUUAUGCCAUUUGUACAGACUUUGCCUUUGAUUCUAUUACACAAGGAUAUUAUAGUCUCAGGACUGCUCUCUAGGUUACAGUUGAAAUCGCGGCUUUCUCUAGAGGCUAUUCUCAGGUUGAUUGCAGAGUUAUCAAGAGAUCUACUUGAAGAUUUUUUACCCUUUCUUCCAAAGAUCGUUGACUCUUACCUGGCUCUUCUGAGAGAUGGUGCUGACAAGCAACCGGAAAUUAUUGAGCAGAUAUUCACUUCGUGGUCAUAUAUAAUGAUGUAUCUACAGAAGUAUCUCACACGAGAUGUUGUUCAUGUUCUCAAGGUAACAAUCAAGCUAAGAUUUUAUCCCAAAGAUUUUGUCCAGGAGUUUAUGGCUGAAGCACUGUCAUUUUUGAUGAGAAAUGCACCUACUCAACAGCUUGUAAAAGGUGUUCGGAAGAUUCUAUGUGAAGCUGCAAGAAAACCAUCCCAGACUAAAAACUUUGGAGUUAGUGCUUUGCUGUGGCAUAUUAUGAGAGGAACAUCGUCCAAGUUUCAUUCACGAGCAGGUCGAGUGCUGCGCUUAUUAAUAAAUGACCGCAACUUAAGUAUAGGUGACAGAUUUAACCAAGGAACUGAGACUGUUACUGAAGUUGUGAUAAUUGCUCUGGAAAGAUGUAUGGAGUUAAAUCCCAAUGAGCUGGUGCUGAUGUGGGACUGCUUGUAUGAGGAAAUAAAUGAUUGUGUAUCUGGCGAAUAUUCACAACAUUUAUCUCGUCUUCUAUCGGUGCUCAUAUCAACUAUUUCUGUUGAUCGUGGUCGAAAAGUUAGUGAUUACCAGCCAAUACUGGAAUUAGUCGAGUUGCUCAUAGGAGAAUUUAUAUUGCCCGAUGUUAGUGGUGGAGCAGAGGGGUUGGUAUCUGAAGCUGUUGAUAAGAUCCUUCAGCUCAUGCUGUGCGUUCUCGAUGGAAUAUUCAGUACCGACAAUAUGACUGUUAUCCCUAGAAUUGCCUCGCAGUGGGCUCCUGUCUUUCAAUUAAGGAGCUUAAGUUUGCUUACAUUUUUGAAAGAGUUGGUCUUGAAGGACUAUGCUAUACUUGCAUUCCGAAGUAAUAUUCUGAGUGGUUGGCUGAAUGUGCUGAAUUUAUCAAAGGGAGAAGCUCUACUUCUGAUGCUGGAAUUUUGUGAAAGGUUUCAAGUUAAAACAGGAGGUUUUAGUGUAGUAGAAGGAAUGCCGGAAGAGCUGGUUUUAAAGGCUCGUUGUUUCUUUCAGGAAGCAGUCUGCAACUGGUUUGGAGUGUUAAAGAGUAUGAGAGAUGGGGAUAUGACCAUUAAUCAAGUAGAUGAGGGCAAUUUGGCUUUACUUUGGGGAACCAUCUGUUGCUUCCCUUAUUUCUUAUCUGCUGAGGGGGAUGGGUUUUUGAUGGACUUGGUGGAUGUAAUCAAUCAACUAUUGACAACUGAAGCAGAUGUUAUUGGUGGAGUUCCCAAACCAAUUUGGCAGGGCCUUGUUGGUGCUGCUUUACACAGUUAUCGGAAUGCAGGAAGAACUGAAAGAUUUGAAAUUGAAGAUAUCAGCAGGAUUUUGCAUUUUGGAAAAAGUUGCAAGUCAUCUUGGAAAGUUCUGUCAGCCGUGGCAGAUUAUUUGGAUUUAAGUUAUGGGUCCAGCCUGCAAAGUAACAACAAUGUUGAGAUAACACAUCCAAAGCUUAAAGCAGCAGAACUGUUGGAUGCUAUGAAUGCAUAUUCAGAGAAUUUGUACGAUCCCAAUAAGGAACUUCGUGUGUCAACCCUCCGAGUAUUGUGUCAUUAUGAACUUCUGAAUCACGAAUCAUUGAGAUCAAAGCAGGUUGCUGACCGACAGAUGGAUAUGGAGGUUUCUGAUGUAAAUCAUGCUGGCACACAAUGUGGCGAUGUGUUUAAACUGCUUCUCUCAAUUGAGCAAACACCUAUCUCAAUCGCCACUAGUAGAAAGCUGACUUUGCUAGUAUCUAGAAUACGGACAUGUCUUGCUGCUCCAGGGACACCUGAAGUCUAUGUAUUGCCUGCAUUAUAUGGCAGUAUUGGGCUCUUAUACAACCAAUUUAUGGAUUUAUCAAAUUCAACUGUAGAGUGCCUUUCUGCUAUGAUCAUCACAUAUCCUGGGCUCCUAUGGGAUAGGUUUAUCGAAAUUUUUGAGCGUUGCCAGACCAGCUUCUUGAAAGCUCAUGGGUUAGACAACUCAAAUGUGGAAUCAUUUAGUGAGACAACUGAUUUGGUGGAACGGUUUCGCUCGUUUUGUGGCACAGCAUACUGUGACAGUUCCCGCUCAUCAAUAUUGUCUCUGCUACUCCAGGCUUUAGAGAAGAUUCCAACAUUUAUCGAGGCUCAUUCUCGGCAAAUUGUUCCAUUAUUUUUGAGAUUUAUGGGUUACAGUGAAGAAAGCCCUUGUUUGGAGUCUUUUGAUUCACAGGUUUGUGGAGUGAAGGAUUGGAAACUUGUACUCAUGGAGUGGCUUAAUCUAUUAAAAUUGAUGAAGAAUUCCAGAUCCUUUUACAAAAGUCAACUAUUGAAAGAAGUUUUGAUCAAUAGGCUGUUGGACAACAAUGAUGCUGAUAUACAAAUAAAGGUUCUGGAUUGUCUUUUGAACUGGAAGGAUGAAUUUUUGCUUCCUUAUGAGAAACAUUUGAAGAAUCUUGUCAAUUCAAAAUAUUUGAGAGAAGAGCUUGCUACCUGGAGUUUGUCCGAGGAUUCUAAUUUAGUUGAAGAAGAGCAUAGAGCCCAAAUUGUUCCUCUUGUUAUUCGAUUGCUUUUGCCAAAAGUCAGAAGCCUUAAAACACUAGCAUCAAGGAAGCAUGCAAGUGUGAGCAACCGAAAGGCAGUGCUUGGGUUCAUUGCUGAACUUAAUGUUUCGGAGCUUCCUCUUUUCUUUCAAUUAUUGAUGAAGUCUUUGCAGAUAAGUGAACCUAGUAAUCACGGAAUGGAAAGUUGUACCGGGAUUUCUAAGAAAAACAAUAUGGAUGAGUUUGAAUUGUCAAGUUUAUUAGAUCUUUUCACCACGGUGAGGAUCUUGGCUAUUCCCUGGAAGAAGAGAUAUGGGUUUCUACAUGUGGUCGAGGAAAUUUUGAGAAUAUUUGAUGCUUCACGUGUUAGUCCAUUUCUUGACCUUCUGUUGGGCUGUGUUGUCCGGGUACUCAAAAGCUGUGCUUCAAGUAUUCCCAGUAGAAGUAAUAAGCAGGCUGCUCAACUCGACAAUUCUUCUGAUGUUACCUUGCCAGAAGAUGGAAAUGAAGCUGUGAACCAUACCAGCUUGGAUGUCAAGCAGUUCAAAGAAAUGAGAUCGUUAUGCUUGAAGAUCAUUUCGUUUGUUCUUAAUAAGUAUGAGGGUUAUGAUUUGGGCUCUACAUUUUGGGAGAUAUUCUUUGAGGCAGUGAAGCCUUUAGUACAUGGAUUCAAACAGGAGGGUUCAAGUAGCGAGAAGCCAAGUUCCCUGUUCUUUUGCUUUAUUGCAAUGAGUCAGAGUCCGAUUCUUGUGUCUCUUUUAUGCAGAGAAAAGAACCUGAUACCAGAUAUCUUUUCGAUUUUAUCUGUUCCAACAGCUUCUGAAGCUAUAAUUUACAGCGUUCUCAAGUUUAUCGAGAACCUUCUAACCCUUGAAGUUGAACUUGGGAUUGAUAGAUAUGCUAUAGAAGAAGUUAUACUUUUAAACCUCGAGGGUCUUGUUGACAGCCUGCAUACUCUUCUUUACAAUUUCACGGAGAAAAAAAGAAAGUUGCUGAAACAUCCUGGGGAAACGGUGUUGAGAGUUUUGAAAUUCUUAGCAAAGUUCGUAAAGGAUCAAGCGACAGCACGAAAGUUUGUGGAUAUCUUGCUUUUGCUUGCAUCAGAUGGAAUCAAGAAUUCUGAUGUAUGUAUGGGAGCUUUGCAGAUCCUCAGAGAUAUAGUUCCAGCCUUACAGAGUGAAACUAACACUAAAAUCUUGAAGGCUAUAACUCCUAUUCUCAUUUCCGCUCAAAGGGACGUGCGCUUGUCAAUCUGUGAUCUACUUGACGCUCUCGCUGAGAAAGAUUCAUCUAUACGCUCUAUGGCAAAACUCGUAUGUGAAUUAAAUUCAACAUCUGCGAUGGAAAUGGGUGAACCUGAUUUUGAUAUUAUCAUCAAUGCUUAUGACAGAAUUACUGCAGACUUCUUCGUUGGUGUUAGAGAGGAUCAAGCAUUAGUGAUACUAUCCCAUUGUAUUUAUGACAUCAAAUCUGAAGAAUUAAUUCUAAGGCAGAGUGCAUAUAAGUCGCUGCUUACUUUUGUUGAAUUCUCUGCUCUCAUAAUUGGGGAAGGCUUGAUGAAGCAGGAAGGUGAUGACGGUUAUUGGACUGAUGUGCACAUCCAGAGUAUUGUAAAUAAAUUCCUUCUGAAGCACAUGGGAGAUGCAAUGACCAAAGGAACAACAAUGCGGAAGGAAUGGAUUGACUUGCUGCAUGAGAUGGUCCUGAAGCUUUCAGGAAUCCAAAAUCUUGGAACUCUGAAGGUCCUCUGCAGUGAAGAUGCUGAAGUAGACUUCUUUAACAACAUUGUUCACUUACAGAAACAUAGGAGAGCCAGGGCAUUAUCACGCUUUAGAAAUAUUGCAGCUACUGGGAAGCUUUCUGAGUUCAUGUUGAAAAAAGUGUUCAUCCCCCUCUUCUUCAGUAUGUUGUAUGACUUGCAAAUGGGGAAGGGAGAACAUCUAAAAACUGCCUACCUGGAUGCUCUUGCAUCUAUUUCUGGUCAGCUAGGAUGGAAAUCAUACUAUAAUAUGCUAAUGAGGUGUUUCAGGGAUAUGGAAAAGAGGCAUGAUAGGGAAAAGAUCUUGUUACGUCUUGUUUGUUCUAUUCUUGAUCAGUUCCAUUUUUCUAAGAAUGUUUCAUCCCAAGACUUAGGACUUCUUGCCAAUGAUGCGACAGAGAAUGACCUCAAACCUAUUUCAGUCAUGCUAUCCAAUGUCAGUUCUCCCGCAUUUUCUGUAAUACAGGCCUGUCUUACUAGUAUGGUACUGCCAAAGUUACAAAAACUGCUGUUAUCUGAUCCAGAAAAAGUUAAUGUUAUUAUCAGCGUUGCCAUAUUAAAAGUUCUUAAAUUACUUCCUGGGAACACCCUGGAUACCCAUCUUUCCAGUAUUAUUCAUCGAAUAUCAAACUUCUUGAAAAAUCGUCUGCAAAGCAUUCGUGAUGAAGCAAGAUGUGCGUUGGUUGCAUGUUUGAAGGAACUUGGAUUUGAGUACCUACAAUUUGUUGUCAAGGUCUUGAGGGCCACAUUGAAAAGAGGAUUUGAGCUUCAUGUUCUUGGAUAUACUGUCAACUUUAUCUUGUCAAAAGGCCUUACAGACUCUAUGGUUGGCAGGCUAGAUUACUGUUUGGGUGAACUGCUUAGUGUUGCUGAUAAUGACAUUUUUGGAGAGGUAUCCGAGCAAAAAGAGGUGGAAAAGGUUGCUUUCAAAAUGAAAGAGACUAGAAAGCAGAUGUCUUUCGAUUCACUUAAGUUGAUUGCUGAAAAUGUGACUUUCAAAACCCAUGGGUUAAAGCUGCUCUCUCCAGUAACAGCUCAUAUGAAGAAGCAUUUGACACCAAAAGUAAAAUUAAAACUGGAGACUAUGCUAACUCACAUUGCUGAUGGUAUUGAGAAAAACUCAUCUGUUGAUCAGACUGAUCUUUUUAUCUUCAUAUAUAGCCUCAUUGAUGAUUGGCUGUCUGAUGAGAAUCGUGAAAGUGAGACUUUAUUGGUGGAGGGGUCAGUGAUAGAAAAACCUUAUGACGCAGGAACUAAAACAGCUAUGAGAUGUUUUGUUGGGACUGAACCACAGUGCUCAUAUCUUAUUGCAGUCUUUGCUCUUCGACUGUUUCAUAAUCGUAUGAAAAAUUUGAAGUUUGACAAGAGCAAUGACCAACUGCUCUCAAUGUUGGAUCCCUUCAUAAAACCACUGACUAUUUGCCUGAGGUCUAAGUUUGAAGAGAUAAUCUCUGCUGCGCUCAAGUGUUUAUAUCCAAUGAUAAGACUGCCUUCUCCGUCUCUUGAAUCUCAAGCUGACAAGAUAAAAGUGACAUUAUUGGACAUUGCACAAAGUUCAUCUAAUGUAAAUACUCCUGUAAUGGAGUCCUGUCUGAAAUUAUUGACCGCCCUGCUCCAAAGCAGCAAAAUUACCCUUUCCACUGAUCAAUUGCAUGUUUUAAUCCAGUUUCCUCUCUUUGUUGAUCUUGAGAGAAACCCCUCCUUUCUUGCCUUGACACUUUUAAAAGCAAUUGUACGUCGAAAGCUUGUUGUCCAUGAAAUAUAUGAUGUGGUAACUCAAGUUGCAGAAUUGAUGGUAACUAGUCAAGAGGAAGCCAUGCGCAAAAGAUGCAGUCAGAUACUGCUGCAAUUCUUGCUCAAUUAUCAACUGUCUCAGAAACGCAGGCAGCAGCAUCUUGAUUUCCUUGUUGCUCAUCUGAGGUAUGAGCAUGCCACUGGGAGGGUAGCUGUGCUGGAAAUGCUUAAGACAAUCAUCAAGAGGUUUCCAGAGAGCAUAAUAUUUGAACAGUCAAAGACAUUCUUCCUCCAUUUGGUGCAUGCUUUGGCCAAUGACGCAGAUAAUCAAGUUCGCUCCUUGAUAGGCAUUGUUAUAAAACAUCUUAUCGGCCGCAUAAGCUCACGACCACUUGAACCGAUUUUGAAUAUCUGUCUUGCUUGGUACUUAGGGGAGAAACAACAGUUACGUAGCCCAGCAGCACAGGUCCUUGGAUUUGUUGUUGAAGUGAUGAAGAGAGGAUUUCUCAAGCACAUUAAUGAUGUACUGCCUAGAAUGAAGAUGAUUGUGCAGUCUACCAAUGAUGUGUUAAAUGUUGACCAGCUAAAUUUACCGGAUCAUGAAACAAUUCCCUUUUGGAAGGAUGCUUAUUACUCGUUUGUUUUGUUGGAAAAAAUUCUUACACAGAUUCCAGAUUUGUUCUUUGCGAGGGAUAUUGAAGAUAUAUGGCUAGCGGUCUCUGAGUUCCUUGUGCAUCCGCACCCAUGGAUUUGUAACAUAUCCAACCGUCUUGUGGCAUUAUACUUUGAGCAGAUGGUAAAGCAAGGAAAGAAAAUAGGAACAACUUGCCUCACAAGCACAAGUAGGAUGUUCUUGAUAGCUUCCUCUCUAUGCUGUCAAUUGAAGAUUCAACUCCCUGAUAAAGGUGUAAGAAGACUUGUUAAGUGCAAUAUUGCAUUUGCAAUAUGUGGGAUUCAGUCUUUAUUGCGUCAAACGGAAUUCAAUGAUCCUGGUACAUUUUGGCCCUCCCUUGAUCCACGUGAGCAAGGAUGUUUUCUUAAAGCUUGUCAGCUGCUUGAUCCUAAAAGCGGAAAGAGUAUUACUGCAUUGUUCACUUGUGGAUUUGAUGAUGAAAAUCUUGGUCAGAAAAAUAAUGAUAUUAGCUACUUACUUGUGUCUGGUUUACUUAACACAAUGGGAAGAGCUGCUCUCCAAACUGAGGAUGCUCAGACAAAGAUGAUUCUUGGCAGUAUUAAACUGAUUGCUGAUCAGACCAGCCAGGAAGACUGCCAGCAGUACGCCUAUCUGCUGCUGUUUCCAAUUUACAAACUCUGUGAGGGCUUUGCUGGAAAAGUAGUCUCAGAUGAUGUGAAGCAACGUGCAGAAAAAGUUCGUCAAAAGUUACAGGACAAACUUGGUAUCCAGAACUUUGUACAAGCAUACAACCAGAUGAGACAUGAUCUUGGUGAAAAACGAUUCAAGAGGAAGCGAGAGGAGAAGGUCAUGGCUGUCGUUAAUCCUGUCAGAAAUGCCAAGAGAAAAAUGAGAGUUUCCGCCAAGCAUCAAGCCCAUAAGAAAAGGAAAAUGAUGGCAAUGAAGAUGAGUAGAUGGAUGCGUUAGAACCCAACAAAGGUUGCAGUUGGCUCAUCUUUCCUAGUUUGGCUAUUAAUUUUCCUCUGUUCCUUAUAGGCGACACAGUUCUCCAUUUUUGUGAGAGUUUUUUGUGAGAAAGGUGUCACGUAAAAAGAAACGGAGGAAGUAUUAAUGUAACGAGAGCUAUAGAGAGGGAUCGAUGACAAGUUUAGGGUGAUCGGAUAUAAACCUCAAGUAGGGAGGGGGAUAAUUCAUUGAUUGUUUAUAGGGAGGGCGGCUGCUUGUAUAUAGAUCGAUGUACCUUAAAUAUGGGAGAAGCAAAUUUUGUUAGAAAAUUUAUUUGCAUGUAUCUAAUUGUCAUUGAUUAAAGAUUGAAGAUAUACACUUGAACACUUGUGUAUGUUUUCCUAAAUCUUUAUGGAAGCUUGGUAGCUUAAGAA
Molecule: messenger RNA, 8747 nt
Organism: Beta vulgaris subsp. vulgaris (sugar beet)
Lineage: Eukaryota; Viridiplantae; Streptophyta; Magnoliopsida; Caryophyllales; Amaranthaceae
Exons: 31
Coding region: 268-8334 (2688 amino acids)
Cellular component (GO): 90S preribosome; small-subunit processome; nucleolus
Source: RefSeq, a predicted model, not a curated record